Molecule: messenger RNA, 1520 nt
Organism: Xyrauchen texanus (razorback sucker)
Lineage: Eukaryota; Metazoa; Chordata; Actinopteri; Cypriniformes; Catostomidae
Product: collagen alpha-2(I) chain-like
Exons: 25
Coding region: 1-1401 (466 amino acids)
Source: RefSeq, a predicted model, not a curated record
AUGGCGCGGCUUCCAUCUUGUGGACUAGAGGGUGUUUCAGGAAGUCAAGGACAGGAUGGGAUUCAUGGUGCACCUGGAUCCAUUGGAUCACCAGGGUUAGAUGGAGACGGAGGCCCUCAAGGACCCAGGGGUUUGCAGGGAAAGCCUGGAGCACCAGGAAUCCAAGGCCCUGUUGGAAUAAAUGGGGAACCAGGCAGCCGAGGUCUCACUGGCAAACCUGGAAAUCCUGGCAUCAGGGGUGUUAAAGGCAAAGAGGGAUCAAAAGGGCUUCCUGGUAGUUUUGGGGAAAAGGGGAAAAAAGGCCCUGAAGGAUCAAAAGGAAACCCUGGUCGAACAGGUCCUCAAGGCAUAUCAGGCCAGAAAGGUUACAAAGGACCCCCUGGACUACAAGGAAACGUAGGCCAAUGGGGAAAGACGGGUCAGCAGGGUCCAAUAGGAGACAAAGGACAACAAGGGCCACUCGGGCCGCCUGGAAUGGCUGGUUACCCAGGUACAGAUGGACCACCUGGACCUAUCGGCGCUCCUGGAGACAAAGGAGACAAGGGAUUGAGAGGACCUAUUGGAUUGAACGGAGCUGCCGGUGCUGAUGGUGAGGAGGGCCCAGUGGGUGUAAUGGGACAAUUCGGAUUAUCAGGAAGUAAAGGAUUAUCCGGUGAAAAGGGUACAGCAGGAUCUCUUGGUGAUCGUGGCCCAAAGGGAGUCCACGGAGAGAGAGGAAACCAAGGACCACUGGGAGUGAAGGGACCAAUAGGAAGAGAUGGUUUAAGAGGUGCUUCAGGGAAGAAGGGAGAACCUGGAUUCCCUGGUAAAAAAGGUCAGUCGGGUGUAAGAGGUCACUCUGGUUUAGCUGGAAAAUACGGCCCUGGGGGGGGCAUGGGAGAUGCUGGAGAGAAAGGGGACAAAGGUCUAUAUGGCCUCAUUGGUGAAACUGGAACACUGGGGCCUCCAGGUACAAAUGGUCCCACUGGAUUACCAGGUUUGGCUGGAAAAGAAGGAUUUGUGGGACAAAGUGGACAACAUGGGCUAAAAGGAGAGCCUGGAGUUCAAGGGAAUUCAGGGGCCCCUGGGAAGACAGGACUUGUUGGUGUUGCAGGUCCAAAUGGCAAGAAAGGAGAAGCUGGAAUUAGAGGCAAAAUGGGGCCAGUGGGACAUCCAGGAAAAGUGGGCCCAAAUGGAUUGAAGGGCAAACCAGGAACUUCUGGACCUCCAGGAGAAAAAGGAGAUAAAGGUCAACUAGGGCCAAAAGGAAUGAACGGAUCUCCUGGAAGAAGAGGAAGUAAAGGUGUUGCAGGAAAACCAGGACCUCAAGGACCACAUGGAAAACAUGGCAAUGCUGGUCACCCUGGAAAGCCAGCAAGGACGCAGUGGAACGGAUGGGCUGCUGGGAGUUAUCGGCACUGAGGGAGAUCCAGGUGACACUGGAUUCAUGGGACCUCCUGGAAGGCCAGGUCCACAGGGCAGCACUGGUGCCCCAGGAAAAUCAGGUUUGCAGGGGAGGCAAGGUCCAAUUGGAUCAAAGG